Paramecium octaurelia is the source of this 3061-nucleotide messenger RNA. NCBI's taxonomy places the organism in Eukaryota, Ciliophora, Oligohymenophorea, Peniculida, Parameciidae. The record is from the annotation of a GenBank genome assembly.
AUGAAACCGCAACCCAAAAAAUCUGACCAUGGGAAUUUGAAAGCCAAUCAAUAAUAAGUUGACGUUGAGGAUCCUCAAGAUAAGUCGGCCAUUGAAAUACUAUCUCAUGAGACUUAAAUGAGGAAGAGAGAGAAAUUGUCUCCAAUCAUACGAUCCAAUUCAGGACACUAGGAAUAAUUGAUUUAGCAAUACAAUAAUCCUCAAUCAUUUGUUACUCCAAAAAAUGAAACGAUUACAGAAAGAUUGUAAACAUUUGGACAUGUUGAUUUACUAAAAUAAUCAAAAUCAUUCAGAAAACUUAUAGUUUAUUUCCAUCAGAAGGAUUUUAUCAAAAUGUUAUUGAAUCCAUUCAAAUUAACAUCCAGUUUUACUUUAAGACAUUUCAAUUUGAUAAAUGAUUUAAGCUCUUCGUAUAAAUUUUAAGUAGGAAGAAGUCAAGAAACUCAAAAGAGUUUAAUUCAUCAAUAUAUUUCACUUAUUGAUAUUAGAAUUUAAUUAAGAUUGAAAUUUAGAACAAUAAAGACAAAAUGUAAGUAGUAUCUAACUCAUAUACAUAACCAGAUUCCAUUAAUUGAACCAAUGAGCAAUACUAAGUUUUUUUGGGAUCUAAUUUGCUUUGCAAUACGAAUAUAUCUAAUAAUCGUGGUUCCAGUUAUUAUAGUUUUUCAUGGAUAAGAUUUUAAUGCAAAAUAAUUGGGACCCUUGGUGCUAUUCUCAAUUGCAUUGAUUUUUGAUAUUGUAAUUAGAGCAUUUACGAUCACAUAUGAUUAAGGAUUACCUGUGAGGGAUAGGUACUUACUAUUUAAAAAAUAAUUAAAUUUUUCUACUGUCUUAGAAUUGUUCAGUUUUAUUUAUACCAUAGUAAUUACCAUCCAAGAGGAUAAGAUAAUAGAUAAAUACAUAUUGGGAGAGGGUUGGGCCAAAUUCAUCUUGUGUUUAUUGUAUAUUUAGGUAAUCAAUAUAUUAAAAUUUAUUGAUGUAUCCUAAUAUUCCCUCAAAUUAAAUCGAAUGUAAACCUCGAUUGUUGAUCUAAUCAAAUUAGUUGCGAUGAUUUUAUUAGUAUAACAUAUAUUCAGUUGUGUUUGGAUUGUCUUUGGAGUAUAUUCAGUACAAAAUCAAGAGGAUUCUUGGCUAAAUAAAUACGAGAGUGAUGAAUGGUCAUAUCAAUUUUUGUAGUCGUUUUAUUUCAUAUGUGUAACUACAUUUACAGUUGGAUAUGGUGAUUUAACUCCAAAAAGUAAAAUAUUGUUAUAUAUAAUUUAGAUCCUCCUGAAUAGAUAUUCACUAUAAUUUACAUGUUCUUCUGCAUGCUGUUAUUCUCGUACACAGUUAAUACCAUCGGAAGUAUCUUAACCCAAAUAAAGGAGAGCAGUGAAAAAAUCAAGUCGAAACUAACAGCAAUAAAUUAGUAUAUGCACAAUAAAUCUAUAAGUCCGACCUUAUAAUUUAAGUAAUUAUUUGAAUGAUAUUCAUUAGAGUGAGAGAAUAACUAUACUUCUACUUAAAAUAAGAAAUCAUUUAAUAAGUCAAUGAGCAAUCUGAGAUAAUCUAAUUGCUUCCUGAAGAUCUACAACACAGUCUUAGAAUAGAAGCAGCCAAAUCUCUACUUAAUAAAUGCUCCUUUUUCAGCGAUAAUUUCUCAAAGGACAUUCUCAAUUAGUUGCUUGAGGAAGUGAACUUUCAAAUGUAUCAGCCAGGAGCAAUCAUCCACUCAAAAGAAGAGUUUUACAUUCAUAUCAUAGAAUAGGGAUAAGUCGAUGUGAUGUACAAGAAGGUAUCAAUAAUUAACAUAUCUAAAAUAGAAAAUAAUUCAAACAUUAGAAAAGUAUGACUACUUUGGCCUGGAAGAGUUUAUUAGCUAAUAAGCAAAUCCAAAUAUUACUUUUAAAAGUACUGCAUUCACCAGUGUGCUUUCAAUUCCUUAUUCUUACUUUCAUAAGAUUUUAUCUCAAAAUGAUCUUGAAAACUAAAAAUUUCACAAUCUCUUAACUUAAUCUUCUUGUCUAGAGAAUUUCUGUUUUAUUUGUAAAACCAAAUCUCAUAAAACUUAAUUAUGUCCUAUGGUGCAUUAUAUUCCUAAUAAAGAAGUUGUAAUCAAAAAGUAUCUAUACAGAAGGAAAUAAAAAAAGAGAGUUCCACAGGAGAGGAAAUUAAGAACGGUGUUUGUAAAUUAAAUAGAUGAAAAUGAAGAAAAUAAAUUAAAAUAGAUUAAGUUCCUAAAUCCCAAAACUAAUUAAAAGAUGGUUGAAGAUACAGUGAUUAAAUUUAAAAACGAAAAUCAAUUCUAUUUAGAAUCCUUAUUUCCUAAUAUUGAGCAACCGCUUAGUAUAGAUAGUUAAAGUGAAUCUGAGAAUGAAAAUCCAGAUGAAUUAAAAGACCAAAGCUUUUCAGAACAGAAUCAUAAUUCGAGGAGAGGAAGCAAAUAAGUUCCACAUCUAUCAUCUAAAAAUUUAAUUAAAUAUGAUGUACUUGAAAAAAUGAGAAAAGAUAGAUUAAGUAAACACUUCUAAUAAUAAUCACCUCUUUUAAUGGUAUCUCAAUAUGGCUAAAUGAGUCCAGCCCCAUAAAUUAUAUCGAAAUACAAUAUAAAGAAAAUUCUUUAGGCUAAAUCUCUAGAUGAUGAAUAAUUGCAAUUAAUAGAGGAAAUUAAUUUCUUCGAUGAAUUGAGAAAUAAAAUGAAUAAUUUAUUACUCUUCCCAAAUAAGGAGUAAGAAUAGAUUGAAUUUUGGUAUAAGAAACUUUCUAAUCUUAAAGAAGAAAUUGAGGAUAUGGCUAAUUUUGAAUAAUUGAAAAAUUACGAGAUUUUUAAUAGACAAUGGAAUGUUGAUUUGGUCGUCAAAAAAACAAGUGCAAAACCAAGAAAGUUCAGAGGAUUAAAAAAACUUAAACGGUACCUUUUAUUCCCUUUUAUGUUCAUUAAUAAGUACCUUGAUCGAAAAGAUCAAAUUGAUCCUUGUAAAACGUAGGAGAAAUCUAAAAGAAAAAGUAAUAAUUAUCCCUAAUUUUAGGACCUUUAAAACCUAAAGCCAUUAAAAAAAAUCGUGUAACUCCGAAAUCAUGA